This is a messenger RNA of Haemonchus placei, 894 nucleotides long. The record is from the annotation of a GenBank genome assembly. NCBI's taxonomy places the organism in Eukaryota, Metazoa, Nematoda, Chromadorea, Rhabditida, Trichostrongylidae.
GCGGAAAAUUUCUCACUGUUUGUUUGCAGGUUCUUAUCUCCUGAUCCAGCUCCAACGCUCGCUGAUGACAUCGAUCCCUCAAAGCUCCCAUCAAUGCCCGAAGACGAUCCAAAUGGCAACGUCAACUCGGAGAUGGGUGCUGCGGUGCCUCGUUGGGGACCAGAACAUGCUGGAGCUAAAGCCCUAGCUUCUAUGUACAGUAAAGAGAAACGCCUGCAGGAACAGGUCUCAGUCGUUGUGGCUUCUAUUUUAUUUGUACUUGUCUUCGUGAGCCUUUUGAGGAGUUGGGACUCUUCUAACUGGGGAUCGGUGUUGAUUGGUGCAGUUUUGGGAGUAAUGACUGCCGACUUUGCGUCCGGACUCGUGCACUGGGGUGCAGACACGUUCGGCAGCGUGGACACCUACUUUGGAAAAAUGUUCAUUCGACCAUUCCGAGAGCAUCACGUGGACCCGACCGCAAUCACGCGACAUGAUUUUGUGGAGGUUAAUGGCGACAAUUUCAUGCUUUGCAUCCCUAAUCUUGCUCAUGUCGUCUAUCAACAUUUCACUAUGGAUCAAGAGGAACUGCGACAGUGGGCCGCAUUUCACUGGUACAUCUUGCUGCUUGGGAUUUACGUUGCAAUGACGAAUCAGAUUCACAAAUGGUCCCACACCUACUUCAAUCUUUCUCGAUGGGUAAUUUUGCUGCAGAAGGCACACAUCGUUCUACCUCGAUCCCAUCAUAAGAUACACCAUAUUGCCCCACAUGCUUGCUACUACUGCAUCACUACAGGAUGGCUGAACUAUCCACUUGAAUACAUCGGUUUUUGGAGGAAAGCAGAAUCUGUUGUGACAGCUUUGACAGGCAUGAAACCGAGAGAGGACGACUUGAAGUGGGCCAAAAAACUCCAUUAA